Molecule: messenger RNA, 483 nt
Organism: Penicillium paradoxum
Lineage: Eukaryota; Fungi; Ascomycota; Eurotiomycetes; Eurotiales; Aspergillaceae
Exons: 3
Coding region: 1-483 (160 amino acids)
Source: RefSeq, a predicted model, not a curated record
AUGCAUCCAAAUAAGGUUGGUGGAGCCCCGAUUAGUCGAAUCCCCGCACUCUCUCCGGGGUAUGAGGUCACGAGUCACAAGAUGACUCGCUCUCACAAAUUGACCGAUCGUGAUCAUACGGCUGAGGGCCUGACAGGUCCUCGUGAGAAUCUCCCACGGUACUUUGGAAAGUCCGGCCCAACUGAUGCUGAUCCUCGCAAGACAAAGAAGGACGGGGGUGGCAAAGGCAAUUGGGGUCGAUCGGGAGAGGAAAUGCAAGACACUGAAUACUCGUUUGCCAAUGCUCGACGUCGAUCCAACAGCAGCACCCAGGGUCUAGCUGACUUCAACACCAAGUUCGAGGCCAUUGACCCAGAGCCUGUCUUCGAAGAGGAGGAUCAGGGAGACUCUGAUAUGACCGCGAAUGGCAGGACGAUGAGCAAAGUCGACAGUGUCAGCAGCAACAAUGGCAGCGAGGCUGACCACGAUAGUGUGAAGUAUUAG